Papaver somniferum (opium poppy) is the source of this 735-nucleotide messenger RNA. RefSeq names its product BAG family molecular chaperone regulator 5, mitochondrial-like. Gene Ontology annotation, cellular component: plasmodesma. The record is from RefSeq and is a predicted model, not a curated record. Gene Ontology annotation, biological process: protein folding. Gene Ontology annotation, molecular function: protein-folding chaperone binding. Lineage: Eukaryota; Viridiplantae; Streptophyta; Magnoliopsida; Ranunculales; Papaveraceae. The coding region runs from base 296 to 730 and encodes 144 amino acids. The transcript has 2 exons.
UUCCUCUUUUUUCAUCAUCCAAAGCUUCUUCUCGGUAAUCACUAUGAAAUCCUCUCGCAGAUCUCGUUUUGUUUCCCCAAGAACUCCCACCUUCUCCACCGCCACAACUAAAACCAAAACCAGUCGUACAGACAGAAACACCACCCUGAAUCCCAAUCCAUAAAAACCACAGAAAUUCCAAUCAAUUCAAACUCCAUUAAACGAAACCCUAAUAAUCCCAAUUCCAUCUAAACCACCUCCGAUUACCGCUAUCGUUAAAAUACAAUCAACCUAUCGAUCUCACCUGAUUUGCAACAUGAUUAAGAAAAUCUCAUCAGUAAACAAAGAAGCAGAUGAAUUAGAAACCCAAAUUCAACAGCAAGAAACAGUUAAUAAGAUUCGGAGUAACGAGAAAGAGAAAUUAAGUAUGAAUGAAGCUUUGAUGCGUUUGUUACUGAAACUUGAUUCUGUGAGAGGGGUUUAUGAACCAGUUCGUGAAUUGAGAAGAAGGGUUAGUCGGAGAAUCGUAGGGUUACAAGAGAUUUUAGAUGCGAUUACUGAUGAAAGAGUUAGGGAUUCAGAUGAGUUGAUACGGACUUGGGAAGAUGUUGUUGCGGAAAUGGAAGGACGUGUUUGUGAAGAUUUGGCUGGGAGAAGAAUUAAUGGUGAUCAAGAGAGAUUUUUGAUGGAGAAAUAUUGUAUUGAAACUUUAGGUUUUCGUUGCUUGGAGAGGUUUUUCAGAGGGGUUUAAAUUUC